Molecule: messenger RNA, 2968 nt
Organism: Anopheles moucheti
Lineage: Eukaryota; Metazoa; Arthropoda; Insecta; Diptera; Culicidae
Gene: Sec23
Product: protein transport protein Sec23A
Exons: 4
Coding region: 151-2490 (779 amino acids)
Biological process (GO): COPII-coated vesicle budding; endoplasmic reticulum to Golgi vesicle-mediated transport; COPII-coated vesicle cargo loading
Cellular component (GO): COPII vesicle coat; endoplasmic reticulum exit site
Molecular function (GO): zinc ion binding; GTPase activator activity
Source: RefSeq, a predicted model, not a curated record
GUGGUUUUGUUAGUUCUGCAAGGCACGGGUCGGGAAAAGGCAAUUUUUAAACAUGUUUUAAGCUUAAAGCAAGUGCUUCUCUCCAUACUGAAAUUGUUCUAAAUAAUUGUGAAGUGUCGUAAGUUGUCGCUGUUUGAAAGAACAGACACGAUGACAACGUACGAGGAAUUUAUUCAACAAAACGAAGACCGCGACGGUAUCCGCUUUACGUGGAACGUUUGGCCUUCGAGCCGUAUUGAUUCCACGCGUCUGGUUGUACCGCUCGGAUGUCUCUACCAGCCGCUGAAAGAACGUCCGGAUCUGCCACCGAUUCUGUACGACCCGGUCGUGUGUACGCGCACAACUUGUCGUGCUAUAUUGAAUCCGCUCUGCCAGGUGGAUUACCGGGCGAAGUUGUGGGUGUGUAACUUUUGUUUCCAACGCAACCCAUUCCCGCCACAGUAUGCGGCUAUCUCGGAGCAGCAUCAACCGGCCGAGCUAAUCGCGGGCUUCAGCACGAUCGAGUAUACGAUCACGCGUGCCCCGUGUAUGCCACCGGUGUUUCUGUUCGUCGUUGAUACCUGCAUGGAUGAAGAGGAGCUGACGGCACUGAAGGACUCGCUGCAAAUGUCACUCAGCUUGCUUCCCGCAAAUGCGCUCGUUGGCUUGAUUACCUUCGGCAAAAUGGUGCAAGUGCACGAGCUCGGCACGGAGGGUUGCUCGAAAAGUUACGUGUUCCGCGGCACGAAAGAUUUGAAUGCGAAGCAAAUCCAGGACAUGUUGGGAAUCGGUCGGGGUCCCGGUCCUCAGCAACCGGGACAGCAGCAUCAGCAGCAAGCCAUGCGAGGUGCAGCAGCACCAGUUCCGCCGGCCAAUCGAUUCCUUCAACCGCUGCACAAGUGUGACAUGGCAUUGACCGAUCUGCUUGGCGAACUGCAGCGUGAUCCGUGGCCAGUACCUCAAGGCAAACGGUACCUCCGUUCGACGGGAGCUGCACUGUCGAUUGCAGUGGGUCUGUUGGAGUGUACGUACCCGAACACGGGUGGCCGUAUUAUGCUGUUCGUCGGUGGACCUUGCUCCCAGGGACCGGGUCAGGUGGUGGAUGAUGAGCUAAAGCACCCGAUCCGUUCGCAUCACGAUAUUCAGAAGGACAAUGCGAAGUUUAUGAAGAAAGCGAUCAAACACUACGAAGCACUAGCAUUGCGCACGGCCACUAAUGGUCACUGCAUUGACAUUUAUUCUUGUGCACUCGAUCAGACAGGUCUGAUGGAGAUGAAGCAGUGUUGCAAUUCUACCGGUGGACACAUGGUGAUGGGAGAUUCAUUCAAUUCGUCGCUGUUUAAACAAACUUAUCAGCGUGUGUUUGCCGCGGAUCAGAAAGCGGAACUCAAGAUGGCGUUUAAUGGCACGCUGGAGAUCAAAUGUUCCCGCGAGCUGAAAAUCGAGGGUGGUAUUGGUUCGUGUGUAUCGCUGAACGUAAAAAAUGCGUCCGUGUCGGACACUGAAAUCGGCAUGGGCAAUACGGUACAAUGGAAAUUGUGCACCAUGACCCCCAACACGACCAUGGCCUUUUUCUUCGAGGUGGCCAACCAACAUGCGGCACCGAUACCACAGGGUGGUCGAGGUUGUCUACAGUUCAUUACACAGUAUCAACAUUCCAGCGGGCAGCGACGCAUUCGUGUGACGACCGUCGCGCGCAGCUGGGCAGACGCAACAGCUAAUCUGCAUAUGAUCAGCGCCGGGUUCGAUCAGGAAGCGGCCGCCGUACUAAUGUCCCGCAUGGUCGUGUAUCGGGCAGAAUCGGACGAUGGUCCCGAUACGCUCCGUUGGAUCGAUCGUCAAUUGAUCCGGCUGUGCCAGAAGUUCGGCGAAUACGGCAAAGAUGAUCCGAACAGCUUUAGGCUGGCGGAGAACUUUUCACUUUUCCCACAGUUUAUGUACCAUCUGCGUAGGUCCCAGUUCCUGCAGGUGUUUAACAACAGCCCCGACGAAACGACCUUCUAUCGGCAUAUGCUUAUGCGCGAGGAUCUCACUCAAUCGUUGAUCAUGAUCCAACCGAUACUUUACUCGUACUCGUUCAAUGGGCCACCGGAACCGGUGCUGCUCGAUACGUCCUCCAUCCAGCCUGAUCGGAUAUUGCUGAUGGACACGUUCUUCCAGAUACUUAUCUUCCACGGUGAGACGAUCGCGCAGUGGCGCAAAGAUAAGUACCAGGACAUGCCGGAGUACGAGAACUUCAAGCAGCUGUUGCAGGCGCCCGUAGACGAUGCGCAAGAGAUUUUGCAGACACGCUUCCCGAUGCCGCGAUACAUCGAUACGGAGCAGGGUGGAUCCCAAGCUCGGUUCCUCCUGUCGAAGGUUAAUCCCUCCCAAACCCACAACAAUAUGUACGCGUACGGUCAGAUGGCGGUACCGAGUGCGGACGGUGGUGCCCCCGUGCUUACGGACGACGUUUCGCUACAAGUGUUCAUGGAGCAUCUGAAGAAACUGGCUGUUUCGUCCACAACCUAACUGCUUCACGCCGCAACCUCGACAACAGUGCUCAAUCCGUUUCAAUUAAGUGUUGUUAACUGGAAAAGCCAUUUGGACAAAAGCGGGGACGAAAUGAGACCGAGCAACGGAGGAAUCCCGCGUGUGGAUCCCGCGCCUUCUCGUCACUAUAACAGUAUAUAUGUAUCCAUUUAUAGCACCGGAGGUUGUUUUUGGACAGUUCGGCAUCAGUUUGAUUUGUAAAAUUUUCUGGCAAAACCUAGUAUAAAUAUAGCAACAAAGUGUGUUUUUUAUGAAUUGGUGGAGUAAAUGCUCGAUUCAAGUUAGACGGUUCGUAGGGAUUGAAUUAUAUAAAUCUUAUCUAUUUGCCAGUUAAGUUAACACUCAUCAUAAAGUAAUAAAGUGUAUCCCUUACUGUACGCAUCAGUGCUCAUCUGGGAAAACUCUAACAUGUUGUCUAUCAUUGCUGCGGAUAUGAUGAUGAUGAUGAUGAUUAUGG